AUGCCAAGGCUUAUCUUCAUUUCACUCCACUUGGUGCUAGCUAAUGGCUUCCACAACCAUUUUCCAUCUAAUUUACCCAUUCAAAACCUCUCUAAACCCAUCAUUCCAUAAGCCCACAUCCAUCAAAUGCACUUCAGAUCAGUCACCAGACUUCCCCUCUCCGGACACGUCAACCACCACCAGCCAGGACACCUUUCCCAUAGAAAAACGACGAAAAUCAGAAAUCCUUAGAGACCGAAAAUCCAAGGCUGGGCUUGUAAAAACCGAGCCACCCAACUUUGAAAUUGGGUGGAAGAGGACUGUUCCUAUCCCGCUAGAGAAGCCUGUGGGUUAUGUAAUAAUGGACUAUUUGGAGAAACUGGAGGAACUGAUGAGUAAGGAGUACGGAUCAACCGCGUUGUUGGCUAAAGUAGGGGAGAUUGUGGCCGAGAGAGCGAGAGAAGAAGCCGAGGAUUUGAAAGAGGAUGGGAAAGUGGAAGACAGGAUGGUGACUGAGCUUUUUCGGGUUCUAAAGCUCAUGGAAAUGGAUCUGGCUAUGGUGAAAGCUGCUGUGAAAGAAGAGACCUUGAAUGAGAGGAUCCAACAAGCCAAAGCUAGGUGUCGUCAAGCCAUUCUUGUUGCUAAUUCGUUUUGAUUUCUGAUCACUUUUUUGGAAUGUGCACCUUGACAUAACAUAUUUUACGUCGGUCAUUUUCAUCAUAUAUUAUAUAUGGAGUUUCUGAUA
This is a messenger RNA of Erigeron canadensis, 724 nucleotides long. RefSeq lists its product as uncharacterized. The record is from RefSeq and is a predicted model, not a curated record. The transcript has a single exon. The coding region runs from base 44 to 634 and encodes 196 amino acids. NCBI's taxonomy places the organism in Eukaryota, Viridiplantae, Streptophyta, Magnoliopsida, Asterales, Asteraceae.